Molecule: messenger RNA, 6806 nt
Organism: Acipenser ruthenus (sterlet)
Lineage: Eukaryota; Metazoa; Chordata; Actinopteri; Acipenseriformes; Acipenseridae
Product: eyes absent homolog 3-like
Exons: 19
Coding region: 187-1989 (600 amino acids)
Biological process (GO): cell differentiation; multicellular organism development; negative regulation of extrinsic apoptotic signaling pathway in absence of ligand
Cellular component (GO): nucleus
Molecular function (GO): protein tyrosine phosphatase activity
Source: RefSeq, a predicted model, not a curated record
UAAGGCUUGGUGGCACUUCCUGCUAAAUAGUGUUACUUGGCAACCAGUGGGGAAGAGCGACCAGGCUGCAUUUUGGGGUAUGCGUUGUUGGGACUCGGAAGAAAAUUAGUAAAUCGUAAUGGGUUUUGGAGAGUAGAAAUCCCCUGUAGAAUCAGCUGAAAAGACUCCUGAUAUUCCCAGACCGUGAUGGACGAAGCCCUAGAAUUGACAGAGCUUCCGGCAAAGAAAGCUCGACACGAGUUGCUGGAUUCUGAAGAGCUUUCACCAAGGACAGAGGGGAUGCCAGAUACUCGCAGCCAGGUGGGUGGCGUGGAAUCUGCUGCUCACAAACCUGAACCUGCUAGCUUCCUGGACUCCAGCAUGACCCUUCUCAAUGAAGUUAAAAGAGAAGAGCCUGAUCCAGUGAGUCAAUCUGGGAGAGACUCGGCAGACCCAUACACAGAGGCGGGCUUUAACACAAAGACAUCGCAUGAAUAUACCUCACAACUGUACCAGACAAGCAAGUCAUACACGCACAUCCUUUCCCCAUCUGUAGCAGCACCGGCCAUCACAACGUACUCUGGACAGCCGCAGUACCCCGUCUCAUCUCAAUCUACCACUUACAAUGCCUACCCACAAGCCAGCCAGAACUACGGCCUACCUCCGUUCGGUGCCAUGUGGCCAGGUAUCAAGUCUGAGAGCGGCUUGUCUGAGGCUCCGUCUGUUGCACAGCCUGGUUUCCUCAGUUUCAGCACAGCGUUUACCUCAACCCAGCCUGCUCAAGCACAGUAUUCAUAUCCUGCCCAAGGUACCAGUUUCACAAGCGUUUAUUCCAGUAUCCCUGCUGGUACAGCAACGGCGACUGUGGGACAACAGGAAUACCCUAAUUACACCACCCUGGGCACAAACCAGUUCCCCCAGUAUUACGCAGCUCCAAGCUUUGUGCCAGGGGGUGUUGCAGACAGCAGUGCUGUCAGCGGUCUUGUCAAUACUGUAGCCUACCAGAGUGUGAAGGCAGAGAUUCCUGCUCCUGCUCCUGCUGGGCAGCCUCCAGCAACAGCAGACUCCUCAGCAGGGUCGCCUCUGUCUGCGGCUGGCAGAGACCCAGAGGAGACGGGCCACCGGAACAGCAGCGGGAAAUCAAAAGGGAAAGGGAAGAGAUCAGAUGCAUCCCAAACAGCCGAGAGUGACCUGGAGAGAGUGUUUCUGUGGGAUCUGGAUGAAACUAUUAUUGUUUUCCAUUCACUGCUCACCGGUUCCUUUGCACAAAAGUUUGGAAAGGACCCAGCCACAGCUCUUACACUCGGUCUGCAGAUGGAGGAGCUGAUCUUUGAGGUGGCAGACACACAUUUAUUCUUCAAUGACCUGGAGGAGUGUGAUCAGGUUCAUGUGGAGGAUGUUGCCUCUGAUGACAAUGGUCAGGAUCUAAGCAACUAUAAUUUCACUACGGAUGGCUUUAGCAGUUCUGGCAGUGGCGCGGGCCCCUGCUCGGGAGCGGGCGUGCAGGGAGGGGCGGAGUGGAUGAGGAAGCUGGCUUUCCGAUACCGCCGCCUGAAGCAGAUCUACAACACCUACAAAGGCAACAUUGGGGGACUCCUCAGUCCGAUGAAAGGGGAUUUACUGGGUCGGCUUCAAGGGGAUGUUGAAGCUGUGACCGACUCUUGGUUAGGGACUGCAUUAAAAUCUUUGCUACUGAUUCAAUCCAGAGGGAAGUGUGUAAAUGUUUUGGUCACAACAACUCAGCUGGUGCCUGCCUUGGCCAAGGUGCUCCUGUACGGACUUGGAGAAGUGUUCCCCAUCGAAAACAUUUACAGCGCCACAAAAAUAGGGAAGGAGAGCUGCUUUGAGCGAAUUGUGUCUCGCUUUGGGAAGAAGGUGACCUAUGUGGUGAUCGGAGACGGCCGUGAUGAGGAGUUUGCAGCUAAACAGCACAACAUGCCCUUUUGGAGGAUAACGAAUCACAGUGAUCUCCUAUCACUAUACCAGGCCCUGGAGCUGGACUUUUUAUAAGGAGAGAAAGGCGGGGUCCAGAACCGAGGUAUAACUAGAGGACUGUAGGUCUGGACUCGUAUAGAGGACUGUAAGUCUGGACUCCUAGACUGUAAAAGGACUGUCAAACCUGAUCCACAGAACAAGGACUAUUGGCCAGGAUUCACACACUGUCUCUAAGGAAAGCUAAUCCUGUGCUGAUCUGGUUGAAUAGACUGAAUCCUGAGGUAUGCAAUUGUCACGCCUACAGAGUGCUGGCUGUGAGAAUUACAGCUGUGAGUGUGCAGUCUGGUCCUAACACGGGACACAGCUGUAUGAGUUACAAGCUGGGUCCAGGGACCAGUGAUCCUGGUGGCGCACAUACAUUCAUUUGUACAAAAGGGAAUGCAGAUUCACACUCCUAGCUGGUCCAACCUAUGGACCCAAUCCAAUACUUGACAGACUCACCCAAAGCAUUGCCAUCAUGUCAUAGAUGGUGACUCAUGAAGCAUUGUUUCUCAUGUCAUAGAUGGUGACUCUCUAACUGUGUGUUCUACACAUGCAAACAAUACUAUACAUGCUCUUUGGAGUGGACAGUUCGGACAUCAGGCUUGUAGGGUUUUAGUAUAGACUAACAUUCAGAUCUCCAAAGGGAAUGUUCUGGUCCAUCUUAAUUACCUUAUUUUUUUUUUUUUGUUUAAUUACAGUAUAGUUGUAUCUAAUCAUGUAAGAUAGGAGUGGCCUCAUUUAACUGUUACAUUUAUAAAACAGACAUGCUGAUUUUUAUUUCAAAGUUAGAUGCAGGUGUUGAAAUAUUUCUUUUGCAUAUGGAUUUUGAGUCAUUGGGGGUUUAAUCACAUUAAACUAUCAUCAAUUAGUUUCAGUUCAGUUUUGUCAAAAUGAAGCUUGUAGUAUUUCUUGGAAUGACUCAAACUGCUAUGCGACGGGAGUCUUAUUUCCAUCCCCAAUGAGCGAUACAGGCAGGACAUCCUGCUGGGUACCUCACUGUUUCUGGUCUUUAUUGCAUUUACUUUUUUUUUUUUUUUUUUUUUUACUUUUCAACAUCUGUUACUAAAAAAGAUGAAAGUGAUCAUUGGCAAUAGACCUUUUUUUGUAUGGAUUUUCUAAUUCAACUUAAGCACAGGUCCAAGCCUUGUUCCUCAAUUUCCAGUCUGUGUUUUAGACCAGGUGUUAUACAGUUUCAGUAAUUUGCAGUGAGCACAGUCCAGGUACUUUUUCCUGUGUCUGGUUUAUAUGAAAAUGUAGAGUUCAGUUUGCAGGUGAAUUUGAGGAAUACUGUUAAUCAACAGUUCCUUACCACAGCUGGUCAUUUUGAGCAGUUUUCAUCUUGCUCAGAUCACCAGCUUUUUAAAUGAAGGUUGUUAUACUUGGUAAAAUCUUAAGACAUUUAGCAAAAAACAAAAAAACUUUCUGUGUUAACAUAGCAACGUUGUGGCUGCCACCGAGUAAGUAGACCAGCUAUAACAAUACCCCCAUGACUCAAGCUGCCAACCAGAACGUCCUUAUCCACAUGGUCAACUGUUACCACUGAGUUUCAGUCGUUUACUCCCAGCAAAUUCAGCUCUGGCCUGACUUUUAAACAGUGUACAUAUUGUCCAUGUCUUUUGAAUACAUCUAUUUUGAAAUAAGAAAUAUUAUAAAAAACUAUAGGGUUGAAGCAUAAACUUGUACUAGGCCUGAAAUGUGUUACUCCUGUCCUAACCGGGACAAACAGGAACAAGGUCUGCAGCCUCCCACACUUCCUGGCUAGAUUAUUUACCACUACAGUAUGUUUUGAUGCAAACCUCUCUUCCAGGAAAUGGGCUGAGAUCUCCCAAACUCAUUUUAAUCAAGUCAGGGAUCCAUUUUUUGAGGCCAUUAUAACCCACAAUACUGCGCUAUCUUUGCAAACUCGGAAUGCCUUGGAAUGGUAUGUAAGAUCACAGUGAGCUCAGACACAGUCCUGAAUGUGUGUUUGAGGAUAUGACGGCUACGUAUAAAAGCUUCUCAUUAACACUUUAUGAGAAUCCCGUCUAUAGGAUCGGCACAUUUUAUUUUGUUAGGGUUUUUCUUUUGUUUUUUUUUACUUGUAAAGUCAGUAAUGGGUCAGUAUCUCGGACCUUGCCGUGGUCACUAUAGGAUUGUUGACCUUUUGAGUAGUUGUGUAUUAGUUGUCAAAUGUGAAAAAAUUGAGCCUGAGCAAAUUGCAUUUUCUUACAGCAGCUUGACAUAAAGAAUGUGUAUACAACAUGUUUUGUUUGUGUGUGUGUAUAUAUAUUUAUAUAGUGCCUUUUAACCUAUGGUAACAAUAAAUCCUGUACAUGGAAACUAAAACUGGGACAGGUUCUUUAGUUUGGUUGCGUUAUUUAGUUUAGUUCAGUUCAAGUUGACUUUCGGUAAACCACACAGACUUUAAAGCUGUAGUAACAUCAGUUUAAUAGUGAGACUGAAAGAAUACAGAGCACUGAAAUGACGCCAGGUUUUUUAGUUUAUUGUCAGAAAAGCCCUGGUAUCAAAAGUUUUCAUUUAAAGUAAAAAAAAACAAAAAAAUGGAAUAAGUUGAAUGCCUGCUGUAUGCAUGCAGUUUGGACGUUAACUGGAGAACUUUCCAAAAUCCAUGCCAGGCAAAAUUGCAUCAUGUUACUAUGGUACUUUUUUAAUGUAUAUUUUACUAUGUUUGUUUUUUUCUACUUUUGUUACAAUACCUUUUAAAUUCAGAGACACAAUAUACAUUAGUCUCUUAAUGCUGGCAAAGACAAUCAGGUGUUUUCCUGUAGGUAGGUAAAUACCAUAGAGUUUGAGCAUGUGGGCGAUUAACAGGGGAAAUUCUUCUUUGUUGCUUGUGUCCAGUACAUGCAUAGCAUCACAAUACAAGGUAUAAGGCUAUUAAGUGAAUGUUGUUAAGUAAUUAUUUGUAACAUUUUGUUAUCACUGUCUAGCUAAAAAGUGAAUUAAACUGUGUCCAUCUAAGUUCUCUGAUUUGCUUGUUUCUCUGUCAAAAUACUAGUGUCUCAAUGAUCUGCAUGCUAUAGACAAUCAUAUAGAAAAGGAUUAGUGUCUCAGUGGUCUGCAUGCUAUAGACGAAUCAUAUAGAAAAGGAUUAGUGUCUCAGUGAUCUGCAUGCUAUAGACAAUCAUAUAGAAAAGGAUGUUCCCCUUAUUUAGGGACAUGCACAUUUAAAGAUGAACAAUAACAGUAAAGCAUUGCAUAGCCGUCACAGCGCCCCUUUUUAGAUGUACUGUCCUCUGUCAAAAGGGAAUGGCCAAAAUUUUUACAGGCAAAAAUAGUUUUGUGACAAAUUCUUAAAAAUAAUUGAAAUGAUGUUGUGUACCAAGGCAUUCAAACCACCUUGAGGAAAAUGGAUGUGUGUAUUGUUUGACACCUGUCUUUUUAAACUUUAACUUGUUUAAAGUACAUCUUGGGGCUAUACUGGCAAGGUUGUAUUGUGUAGAGACAGAUAUCAAGACAAAAGUAUAUAUAUAUAUUUUUUAUUGUUCCUGUUGUCAAUCGCCUACCCUGUAUCAAUGUGUGUAUCUUGUGUGUGUUUUUUUUAUAUAGUUUUCUCAAGCAAAUAAAAUAACAUUAGGUCUUGAUCAAUGCACACUGAAAGGAAAUGAUAACUUCCAUUGCAGUGUUUGUAUUCCUUAGAUACAGUACUUUGUGUUGCUAAGUGUCCUGUCUUUCCAGAUUCUAACUGUGCUAGAACUUGAGUGCAUAUGCUCCAUCUAGUGUCCUACAUGUUUAAAGACUUGAACAUCAAGCAAUUGUAAAUGGAGUAAUAGAAAGGUUGACUAAUAUUCCAGCUGUCUGCCAUCUUUAAUGUAUGCUGAAUGUUAAGCCAAUUUCCCUCCAGUGUGCAACCUGUAUUUGAACCUCGUUUAGUUUGAGAGGGCUUUAACACUUCACUCUGGAUACCAGCAUGAAUACCUUAUUGACACUAAAGAUUUAUUUUUGGAAACCUCACUGCUGCACAGUGCUGUACAUUCUCUAAUAUACAUUGUGUCUUCUCGACAAUGAAUAUGGCCUUAAUAUAUUAAGAAUAUAACACUGCACACAUUUGCAGCAGUUCAUUCUCAGAAUUGAGAAUUAACACAUCAAUGGAAGGCAGGUAGCAUUGAUUCAAAAGACAACGCACCAUUCUGCUGCACACAAUUAUAAAAAUACACAGUUUCUCCUGUGCAUCAAUCCUGUGACUUUGUGUCUUACAUUUUUAGCACAUGUGUUUAUUUCCCUCCCAUGGUCUACCAAUAUACAACUAAAUCAAACAAAACAUAAUGGUAAGCUGUAAUACAUUUUGAUGAAUAGGAUUCACCUUGAACCGAUAAAUAAUGACACACUCAAUGGCCUCCAAGUGGAUCAUUAUUAUUGGUUAUAAAAGUAGAAUGUAUUGCAUUUAAUGUGUGUGUGUUUUUUAGCUGUUGCUACACAUAUAGGAAGACUGUGUUGAUGCUUCAUCUCAUUUCUUUUAGCAAGGACUGAAAUUAACAGAAGCCUUAUAGCCAGUGUACUGAUCUUGCUAUGGGAAGUCCACUCUGUCUAAGUAUGCUUUUAAAAGACAAUGUGCUGAUUUCAUUAUUUUAUACGAAUGCACACAUGGCUAUAAUGUCCCCAGUUUAAGGAAACUCUGAUGCAACCCCAGGCUGUUAAACACAUUUCCCCUAAAUAAUAAAACCUGACAUUCAAAUGGUGUGUAAGAUUUCAGCAGUCUAAUCUGGGCUAGUAAUCAAACCUUUGUUUCUUUCUACCCUUACUUCAGAAAACUCCUGUAUUGUACAGUUUUUAUUUAUUUUUACUACUUUUUAAAAAUGUGUUUUGUCUCUUCAUUUUUGUAACGUUUACAGUAAAAUCUAAAUAUGAUA